Molecule: messenger RNA, 1113 nt
Organism: Aphanomyces astaci
Lineage: Eukaryota; Oomycota; Saprolegniomycetes; Saprolegniales; Verrucalvaceae
Exons: 4
Coding region: 1-1113 (370 amino acids)
Source: RefSeq, a predicted model, not a curated record
AUGAUCGCCCCCACUUCUAGCCCCAAAAACCGCGUGAUGGUCGCCACGGGACUGGCAACCCCCGUGACCACCCAAGAGCGCGCCGAACUCUACGGCGGCGUCGCAUACCUUUUGCUCACGCUGUGCGGGACAGUCUGGUACAUGUUUCUGCUCAGCCCAACGCCGUCCAACAACUUUCCACUUCAACGUCAGUGGCUACGAGACGUUUCUCAUCGAUGUCGUCAACACCAAAUUGUCGGCGUCCGGUCAAUUCCGCUCGUGGACUUGUUCUCGGCGGACGCUGCCGUGCCCAAAGACUACCCGACAAGCGUCAUGCAGGCAGACUUUGCCGCCGCCUACUCCCGCCGCGUUUUUUUAUCCGAGCACGCCAGCGGGGCACCAGUGGUUGAACGACCGUCCCACCUACGCGAUGCAGCUUCCCAUCGCCGGCGAAGUGAAGACACGAGGUACGACUUGACGUGGCAGAUCCAGCUCGUUGUUGGAAUCACGGAAACCGUCGAGAAUGCGCUGGGAUUCGGAAGCGCCAUCAAGUCGCUGCCCGUCGUGUAUGGCACGUGGACAUCACUGAUCUUAUUCUGGAACUUCCUCAACAACAUGUACACAUGUUACUACUUCAACGCGAGUCUAAUUCGAGGAUCGGACAACCACUUUGGCAUGAUCGGUUUGCCCAUCGAAGACCCGUAUGGGAUGCAAGACGCCGACGGCAACUAUGUCGACCAGUCCCCCCCAGCCCCCCUCUUGGCCUUGAUAACUGACUUUCACACUGCGUUGUUUGGCCAAGCGUGGGUCAACCCGGCGUACAACGCCCCCACGUCGUUUCCCCAGAAACAGCUGUCGUACUAUGAUAAUUGCGGGUCCCAAAGCCAAUUUAUAAUCAUCGCGACCAACCAAGCGCUGGUGUUUGCCCUCUUUGCCAGCGGUGCUAUCGAUAUCUACAGCAUCUGCGCCCUGCAAGCGAGUGACGGCUGUGACGCUGCGCUCAUCCAGGCGAAAGCAAUCGUUGACGCCCUUGGCCCCUUGUUGCCGUCCCCCGUCGUCGUGGCGGACGUCGUUGGGCAACUCCCAGGCAUCCAUUUCUUUCAGUACGCGCAAAACACGUCCUCCAACGACUAG